Colias croceus (clouded yellow) is the source of this 1857-nucleotide messenger RNA. RefSeq lists its product as uncharacterized. The transcript has a single exon. The record is from RefSeq and is a predicted model, not a curated record. The coding region runs from base 578 to 1342 and encodes 254 amino acids. NCBI's taxonomy places the organism in Eukaryota, Metazoa, Arthropoda, Insecta, Lepidoptera, Pieridae.
UUAAAAACAUUUAACAAAUAGGAAAGAACAAUAAUUUGCAAAAUAGUGAAUAAAUAAAAAUGUAUUUAAUAGUUCUUUCUUUUAAUUAACUACUAAUAAUAAAUAAAUUUAAUAAUAAACUUAUCUGCAUCAAAAUCAAUGUAUUAACGAAAUUCUUAAUAAAAUAAAACAAUGACUUUGAUAUUAACUUUUUUUACGAUUAAAGAUAAAGGCCAUAAUGUUGAAAACCGCCGUUGCUUGUCUUUUGUUUUCAGAUUAUUCAAAUCUAAUUAAAGUUUCUAAUUAUAUUAGGUAUUUGGCAUUCAUUAAAUUAUUAUAUUAUUUACUUAGGAACAGAUUAUAGCUACUUAACAAACGACGUAAUUAUAUUAAACAAUAUCAUUAAUUUCGAACACAGGUGAAACAAACACCUAAUGAGUGCGAUACACAAAUAAAUAUAAUCCCUUCUCCCUUCUACCCAUACGAAAGAAAGAGACAACUAUAAUCUGCAAUGUUUCAUAAAUUACUUAAAAUAGCGAUCAUUUUUCUAAUCACGGUAGUUGCAUUUUAAUCGUUGCUUCGACACCGUUAAUACAAAAUGAAUUCCAUAGUUGAUAUCGACGAAAUACUUUCUGAAAACGAACAAUGGAAGAAGUUGGAAGAAGAAUGGGGUAUUCCCAUCGAUUUGGAAGGAGACGAUGACGAUCAACCAACCAUACAACGCGUUUUAAGUACUAUUGACCUGAAGACAACGUUCGAUUCCUCCUUUUUAUUCAAGAAAGUGAGACGCAACCUUGGCCGGCGGCUAUCCAAAAAGUCUAUAGCGUCAGCCCCGGAAUACGGUGACUUCAUCAGGAACCUACAAAACGAUCCAAUGAGGGAAUCCUCCCAGCAAUUCUACUGCGUCAACGGCCAGAUUCUCUCCGCGGUUUCUGUAGACGAAAUAUGCAAGAAAAUUGACGACAUCUUUAAAUCUAUAGAGAAGCUUUCGUCUUGUAGUACAGUGAGGAAGAAAGUGAAGACCAUUCCAGAAAUCGUGCAGUGCAGCAUCUCAGCUACCGACUUAUCAUUUGACGACACAGAAUACGAAUAUAACAGUGAAAUGGACAGGCAUAUGGAGGAGGCAUUUCAAGAGCUGAGUUCGACGAUAAAUACUAUAGAUCGUGGGGAUAAAUCUACGCUAGAAUCUGUUACUACGUUGGUGAGGAAAUUUAGCAUUAUCGUGAACCAUCCGAAAAUGAAGUGUAAUCCUAGACAUCAGAGACAGUGUAGUGAAAAAUUCAAAGAUUUGGCUGAGUUUUGGAAAAGUCGUGCGUUUGCGAAUGAGGGGUUUAGUAAGAAUUGUGAUGAACAGAAACAGUAAGUUAUUUUGAUAGAUUUGAGACUGAAAUUGUUAUCAAAGAUUUAGGUUAAAUUGUAUUUUAAAUAGUGUGAGAAUGUGGAUGUAACGAUACAUGUAUAAGCUACAAGUAUUUCAAAGUUUAGUACCUAUUAUAUCAUAUUAUAUAUUGUGAUUUCAACGUUGUUGUUAACAUAUUUCAGCUAAAAUAUUAGCUAUAGUUACGUAAUAUAUUAAGAAUAUUUAUUGAACAGAAAUACAACCGUAUUUUGUAUAAUAAUUUUGUGUAAAUUAUGAGGACAAUUGGAGGUAGGUUGCGAAAAAUCUUUUAACUAUUAAAUUGUUUGAAACCUUUAGUCAAAUAUUAAGUUUGUAUUGUAAUAGAUAAUAAUAUAUUUCAAUAGUUUAAUAAUUAACUUUUAAUUGUACGUAAAAUCAAUAAACCCUUGUGGUGACAGAUUCAAUUUACGAAAUUAUGUUUGUUUUUAUUUUGUAGGAAGUUUUGACAAAUGUUUACUAUUAAAAUAUUAUAAUUAAAA